This is a messenger RNA of Coregonus sp. 'balchen', 1417 nucleotides long. Lineage: Eukaryota; Metazoa; Chordata; Actinopteri; Salmoniformes; Salmonidae. The record is from the annotation of a GenBank genome assembly.
AUGCCUGUCAACUUAAUUCUUCCCUCCUCUUUUCAGGCCAAAUCUACUGUGGAAGGGGCGAGAGACCUCCAGCCAUGGAAGAAAGAAGAGGAUCUGAGGGAGAUGCCAGGUAAUGCUGAAUGGAUUGCUGUAAUGGUGGCUGUAAGGAAAAAUGACAUACUGAUUGACUACCUCAUUGUUUUAUUUGACUGCAUAUGACCAUCAUGCUUUUGUUGUCUCUUCAGGCACUGACAGUGGCCAGAGAAUACCGGGCCCGGACUCACAGAUCUCUCCAGACACAGACCAAGCAGAGCUCACUGAGCAGCUCAGAACCAAACACAGCAUAGUGAAUGUCAACAGAUCAAACACUGUUUUCAAGUCAGACCUGGAGCCUGAGAGGCUGAGCCAGGCGCUCCAACUCACGGUUCCAGGACCUGUUGCUAAACAGAAGUGCAGCCUGAACCCCGAGAGAACAACCGAUCUGCCUGGAACCUCCCGUAAGCAAAGAGGCAGUGAUACAGCGACUGAGCGGCCAUCUUGUUCUAGUUAUGCUGCCGAGACAGUCUCAGGAAGCCCCUCGCCUCUCACAAAGAUGAACCCCAUUCCCCCACUUCCUCAGAUGGUGAGGGGUGAACACGAGAAUUCCCAGGGCGUUUCAGAGGUCAAAUCUGAGGUCAUAGUUAUCGACCCCCUUCCUGUUGACGAGGGGGAGGGUGGGGAUGACACGCCCUCUUCCUGGGGACAAGGUGACAUCAUGGAACCCAGGCAUCAUCAAGGAGGACAUAGUGAAGCAGAUGCCAUGCUUCUUGGAGGACAUUCGAGUAACACUCAUCAUCAUCCUCACCCAGGUGUCCAGGCAGCAGCGAGACAGAACUCACAUGAGAAUCUGUUCUACACCAUUGGCAUGGACGGCGCUUUCGACAACCGCCUUGGCACCUUUCAGAACCCCGCAACCACCGCCACUGCUCCAUUCGCCACGGGAACCGGAGAGCUGCAGUACCCCUCCUGGGUGGAUUUCCCUGGGAGCGCCCCCGACACCCACCUGGGCGACAUGACUGGGACUCAUCAGGACAGAGGAGUGGGGGAGGAGGGGGCGAGGUCCUACAGGUGCACCUUCUGCGGGAGGGAGUACCCUCAUCAGUGCCAGCUCAAGAUGCACCAGAGGGUCCACACAGGGGAGAAACCGUAUGAGUGCGCCCAGUGUGGGAAGCAGUUCAGCCAGCUGGGCAGCCUGAAGCGGCACCAGAGAGUACACACAGGGGAGAAACCUUUCAGAUGCGCUCAAUGCGGAAAACAGUUCUCUCGUUCCAGCAACCUAAAAGUGCAUCAGAGCGUCCAUACGGGUGAGAAACUGUUCCACUGCACCCAGUGUGGAAAGAACUUCUCCUUUCUGAGCAAUCUAAUAAGACACCAGGCAGUUCAUGCACGUAAAUUAUAG